Molecule: messenger RNA, 1122 nt
Organism: Dermacentor andersoni
Lineage: Eukaryota; Metazoa; Arthropoda; Arachnida; Ixodida; Ixodidae
Source: RefSeq, a predicted model, not a curated record
AUGGAGCUAGUCAAGCCACCGGAGCAUCUGCAUCUUUCCGGAUCAUCCGAUAACAUCGCGAAGAAUUGGAACCUGUUCAUCCAGAAGUUCCAACUGUUCCUACAAGCGACAGCAUCUACGAAAGAACCAAGGUCAGAAGCUGUCAGGGCUGCGCUGCUGCUUAGUGUUGCUGGGGACGAUGCACUUGAGGUGUUUAACAACUUCACCUUUCUGGAGGCGGAACGCAAGGAUGAUUACACGACGGUCGUGCGGAAGUUUGAAGAGUACUGUGAAGAACAGCAAAACGAAGUCUAUGAGAGAGUCGGCAUUGGUAUCUUUCAGCAUGGGGGAAGCUCGUACUUGUGCGUGUUCGAUGCGCAGUCAAACUUCCCGGAAGGGGAAAAACUCGGCGACACCACGUCGAGCACGGUCGUUGCCAAACUAAGCUGCAUUUUUGAGCGAUAUGGAAUCACAGUUGAAGUAUGCAGUGACAACGGCCUCCAGUUCGCGUCUCACGAGUUUGCCACCUUUGCGUCCAGGUACGAUUUCAAGCACGUGACAUCUAGUCCUGGCUUCCCACAGUCCAAUGGACUAGCGGAGAAAGGCGUCCAGAUAGUGAAACGGAUCAUGAAAAAAACACAAGAAAAUCACGACGACUUCUGGCUGGGCCUGCUCAGCUACCGAUCUACACCACUGGAGCACGGUCGUUCCCCGGGUGAGCUGUUGCAAGGCAGGAGACUACGAACCAGGCUUCGAGACUUCAGCUCGCAACCUAAAAAUUUUGUGUCUAAGCAUAGACAACUUGGCGCCCACAAAAAGGACCUACCAGUACUCCGAAAAGGGGAGGUGGUGAGGAUCCGAGAUAAACCAUGGAUCCGCAAAGCACAGGUCGUGGGACCGGCAGCGUCGAGGUCCUAUCGCAUUGUUACGGAAGAUGACCAAGUACUUCGUCGGAAUCGGAGACACCUGAUUCCAACGCGUGAGCGAUUUCGGCACGAUGACCUCGACAGCGAUGAGCCGGAAAGCGAGGACGACCAGGCGGUAACAUCCCCAACUGGACUGCAAGCAAACCCGACUCUAUUUACAACACCGAUUCCAAGGCAGUCUAGGAGGAUAACUCGUCAGCCAAGACGGCUGCAGUAA